Pomacea canaliculata is the source of this 6059-nucleotide messenger RNA. Its product is annotated as coiled-coil domain-containing protein 174-like. The transcript has 11 exons. Gene Ontology annotation, cellular component: nucleus; membrane. The record is from RefSeq and is a predicted model, not a curated record. Gene Ontology annotation, molecular function: G protein-coupled receptor activity. Bases 104 to 4993 code for a protein of 1629 amino acids. Lineage: Eukaryota; Metazoa; Mollusca; Gastropoda; Architaenioglossa; Ampullariidae. Gene Ontology annotation, biological process: G protein-coupled receptor signaling pathway.
CUUAGAAACUACGUCAGUGUGUCUGCUCCCUUCACCUUGUUGUGUACAGUGUCGUUUACGCUGUACACCACUAUAUUACUCCGCAGGCCGACUAUUCUUGGCCAUGUUGAUGAUACAAAAUAGAACUCGUUCGGAAAUCUCUCCCUACCAAGAAGCUGAUUCUUCGUCCUUUACGCAAACUGCCAACAUUAUCCUCACCGUUCUGCUCUGCGUGUUAGUCUUGACAGCAGCAAUCGGAAACGGAAUCCUCAUCUUCGUAGUCGUGCACAGCAAAGAACAACGGCACCAGAGCGACUUCUUUAUUGUGUCUCUGGCCAGUGCGGAUUUUCUCAUGUGUGUUAUUGUCUUCCCCAUAUCCAUGACCUAUCAGCUUGAGGGCAGCUGGCGGUUCGGAAAAACAGCAUGCAAGCUCUGGAUCGUUCUAGACGUGGCGUUCAGCGCUGUUGCCAUUUACACCAUGUCAGCUAUUUGCAUGAAUGUGUGUUUCCACGUCAGACGAUCCUUUGUAGCUAUUUACGAGUUUGCCCAACGCCGGACACAUGAGGUGAACGCCAUGAUCUGGGUGUUCGCAUUCCUUAUAGCUACCAUUCCACUGAUUUUUGACUACGAACUUACAGAUCUAGGUAAUGACUAUGCCGUCUGCAUGUUUAACGAACCUCCCGCCCACGCAGUUACCGUAUCCGCGAUUGUGUUCUUCAUCCCGACUACCUGGAGUUUCUUCCUGUACGCAGAGUUGAUGACCACUUACGUAAAUGUCAUGAAGUUGAAGAGAUCCAGGAUUGACCCCGAGGACAUGACCGUCGAGCAAAGGGGUCUCUUUACAGUCAGCCCCCACAUCAACGCCAUCUUGACGAUGGGCAUCAAGCUCACCAUCUACCUCCUCUGCUGGAUGCCCUACUUCGUUGUCAAAGUCGUGCACGCUUUUUGUCAGACCUGUGAACACCCGGUGGCUAACAAAGUUGCAGUGUGGCUUCCGUACGUCAGUUCCUGGGUCAGCCCAUUCGUUUACGGCAUGCUGAACCGGCGGGUGCACGACCGCAUGAAGGAACUGUGUCCAAGAAUCUGCUGGGCCCUGUCUACAAAGAUUAGUCCUCCCAACGAUAACCCGUCUUGGCAAAACCUAGAACAAAAUGAGCCCACGCCGACAGUUCGAAAUACUGGAUCGCCAUCGAAGAAAUCUUCCUGCAACAAAUCAUCCGAAAAAGACAGUAAAUUCGAAAACGGUACCACAACCAGCAAUAUGCCGUUGGAGCUCAAGGGUUUCCCGGCUAAUGAAGUUCCCGAAAAUUUAUUGGAACCCCCGAGGAACACUUUUGAGGGGGAGUCAAAAGAAGGCUACACAAAACACCUCUGGAAGCAGCUGGCCACACAAAAUAUGACACACAAAGAACCAUACAAUGUUUACUAUUUUUGUAAAGGGGACGUUGCGAAAGAUCUCAGUGAGGAAAGGGAUGCUAAGGGUUUGGCGUAUAACGCAUUCCAAGGCCCUAGAGACAGACAGACUGCUGGUAAAAUCCACGACGAGAUUUGGCACACUAAGCAGCAUGACGUUGGAUAUCAUAACAUACAAACGCAAUACCAGAGCUAUGCCUCGAGUUCGCAUCAAUCAACACAUAAACUCAUUGAAAACCCUCUCGGGCAAGCAGAAGAGGGAGCGGUUGAUCAAACUGCCGUGAAGACGAUGAAGCCUAGAAAUCGUAGACGGUCCUUUGGCAUCGGAGGAUCAACCUGUCCUGCCACAGAUGCGGUAUUUCAGGCAAGGGAUUUACACACAUUGGCCGUCAAGCAGAAAACCGCCGCUCGUUUCUCGGAAUCUUGGAUGAAAAGGUUCACAAGACAGGAAUCACUCAAGUCGUUAAACAAGGGAUUGGUUCUUCCUCUCGCAGUUGGAAAGCCGCUGAAACUAAGAGAGAAUGGUAUUCUGAAUUUCCUAGAGCCGGAAUCAGAGGAUGUUCACGAAGCUUCUGAGAAAACGAUUCCCCAGAGAAGGGAAAGCUCGGUCGAUCUUUCCAUCUAUUCCCGUCAUACCUUCUGGACCGACAUCGACGAUAAGUCUAGCACUUUUGAAGACUUUCAUAACGACAGGUCGCUGAUCCGUCCGUCGACAUUGAAUUCGACUCAGAAAACUUCGAGUUCUUUCUUGUCUGAAAUGAACACUGGAAAGAAAAAGAAAUCGCUUCGCCAACGCAGCUGCAAGCAAGGUUCGGAUACCUUACAAAACGCAAGCAGACCGGCUGAACGAGUCUUUGACGAGGAAGCUGGAUGGGGGAGGGGCCAUGGGGACCUGAUCGUUAGGUUUCAAGACGAGGCCGACUUCUGUGUAAAUGACCACCCGUCAGAGGGGCGGACGCUGCAGUCGUCGGAGGAUGAGAACACCAGCGACGGAAACACAGAGGCGGAGGACUCGUUCUGGGGCACGAUGACAGUCAGGCCGAGGCGCCAGAAGCGCCGGAGGUUGCUGGCCAUGGCGAAAUUGAGAUCAAAGAACCGUCUAGACUUGAGAGAAUCCGCCUACUCCUCGGCCAGCGACUCGAGUAUUCUGUCCAUUGGCAGCCGCCCCCAGGGACUCCUGGCGUUCAUGCUACUGGGCACGGACCUCAGUGCCAGUGUCUCCAACAACAUGGUUCCGACAUCACCUCUAAUAGAUCUGAAAGCAGAACUUUUCAGAAAGCAAGAAGAAUUCAGACAGCUAAAACUUCAAAACAAUGCUGACUUUGUGAAAGGUAGAAAGGUGGAAAAGCAUGGAAAGCCAGACAUUUGGAGCAAGAAAAAUGCUGGAGUUUCUCAGCGAUCUGAGAAAGAUAUACAGCAAACAGAAGAGGAAGAGGACAUACUUGAGAAAUCGAGAAGGGCUUUGGAAGCUAAAUCAAAAAUAUAUGACCAGAUUGCAUCAACCUCUGAUAUACCAGAGGAUGAUGGAAGUGAAGGCUAUCUGGUGGACUUCCAGAAGAAGACCCUUGACAGGAUUGUAGAAGAAAGAAGAAAAGAGCCUGAAAGCUACACACAAGAGAUAGAUGCAGAUCUUUCCAACAGAGAUUUGGGCAGGGUUUCAGAUGAGGAUGUUAGUGGCGAAUUACCUCCACUUUCUUUUGAACCAGAUGAAGAAUGGGUUGAUUAUGUUGAUACCUUUGGAAGAUCAAGACGCUGCAUGAAGAAGGAUCUUCCUUACCUUGGAAAGCAAGAGAGGAUUUUGGGAAAAGGGAAUUCUCAUGAAGGUCUUAAACUAAAGGCAGAUGCACCAACAUUAUUGUCUGCAGACAUGCGGCGAGAGUUGCUACGACAAAAAUGGGAACAAGAGAUGGAACAGACACAAAAUGGCCCUGUGCACUACUCAAAUGUCCAGUUUGAUGAAAUUCGUACACAUGGUGUUGGGUACUAUCAGUUUUCCAAGGAUAGUACUUUACGAGAGGAACAAAUGACUUCUUUAAAUAAGCUCCGUGAACAGACAUUAGAAGGACGGCUGCGAAGUGAGAGAAUAAAAGAGAAACGCAAAGCUGCAUUAGAUGCUCGUCUGGCAAAAGUCAAGCAGCGACGUAAAAUGAAAGAUGGAAGUCUACCUGAAGAAAGCAGCAUGGAUGAAAAAGCAGAUGCUGCUACAGCCACAGAAGAUAAAACAAAGCUGAAGCUUGAUCCUGAACCUCUUGUGCGGGAUGAUAGCUGGCGGCUUACAGCACCUGUUAGAGAAUGGGAUAAGGGUAAAGAGAAAAUGCCUCAAUGGAGUGAGAAGCGAUAUAUGGAGGACAGACGGAAUGAACGUCAAGGGGAAUUUGCUCCACCCCAGUUUUACUAUGACAGUCAGUCAAAAACUAGUUUAAGUGCACCACAUCCAAUUAAGAGAAUUGGAGAUCAAAGGUCAACAGCAAAUUUGGGUGAUAAAAAGGCAAUGUCCUCCGUUAUUAAUGAUGAAAGAAGCACCAUGCCCAUGCUAUCACAGAAAAGAAGCAGUGCAACAUCAGAGGUUGAUGGAAUCAUUGCGAAAGAUCUUUCUGUCCAUGACAGCACUAAUUUAGAUCUGUCAGCUAUCCCUUUACCUUUGAAAGACUUUACAAACAGCUUAUCUGAUGUAGAAUCUGUCAGCAGCAGAAAUGCACCUUUGAUGCAAGACCGAUUCAGUGACAUGUCUCAGUCACUUCCAUGCCAAGUUGCAGAAUCGAACACUGCCACAUGCCACAUGCAGUCACCAUCACUUGGUUCACCAGUCUGUAAUUUUUCAGUCCCACCACCAGGCUGGAACCUCACCCAUCCUCCUGUUGGUGGUGGGACACCUGUGCCCAGUCAUACGACAGACCUGCCCAUAGCAGAAGUCUUUGAAACCCAUUCGUCUUUUUCAGUAGCCACUUCUAACUUUCUGUAUCCAUCACAGCAAGGUGUGUUGACUCCCCAGUCACAGCAGCAGCAUCGACAGUUUCACCAUGAGUCUGGUUCUAACCACACCAUCAGCACCCAACCUCUCUUGACCAGGUCAAUAAGCUGUAAGGCUGGUAUAGUGGACAAACGCUUCAUGCAGAAUAAAGAAGCUUCCGAGGCUGAUUUGUUGGGUUUCAACUUCUCUGAAUCUGAAGAUGCUCUUGCACAGGUUAAACCAGUCUCUUAUAAACCUGGCUUGUUUUCAGCUACCUUUGAUGUUUCUUCUGAAUGUGAGAGAAAUGCUAACAAGUCUAUCAAUUAUGCUGAGGGUGUUCAUGUUGCUGAAAGCAAUCCUGUAAAAGGAGAAACUGUCAGUUUGCCUGAGAGCAGCAGUAAGGGUCAGAAACCAGCUACUGUUCAGACUGAGAGUGUCAUCUUUGGUGUGCCGGAGUUUUUGCAGCCUGCAUCAGGUGUGGAAGCUAAGGCAUACCAACCUGGGAGUUUCAUGGCAGCAAAGGUGGCUGCAGCAGAACGGGCUGAAGAGGCUUAUGAAGCAGCUCGCCAGAAAACGUCAUAUUGCAGUGAACCAGUUUUGUACAGUAAACCAUCAUCAACCACAUGUGAUAAAACUGAUGAUGGAAAGUAGCAUUCCUUGUUAAGACAGAUCUGUUCUCAGCAUUUUGGAAGAAGUAUACUAUGUGCAUUUUCAGAUGUUUGAAAUGUGUGGCCAUGAAUAAUAAUAAUAAAAAAAUGUAUAGAUAUCCUUUUUCCUCCUUCCUAAAUAAAAGAAUACGUAGUGAUGUGGGAUGAAAAAAAAAUUUUCUCAAGAGCUUUGGUAAUUUUAAAAGGGUCGUAAAAUCGCCCACGAUUGGGUCUAAUAUGGCUUGAAGACAAACCAGUGGCUGCUUAUAUAAGAAAGGGGGGUGUAGAGGUGGUAUAUGGGGUAUACAGUCUUAAGUUGUUACAGCAUGCCGAGUGCGACCAGGCAGCUUAUUAGAGGUGUUAAUGAUGCACAUGCAAACACCUGAGAGUUCUCCCAUACCCGCUUGGUAGGACCUAGUAGCUUGACACGGGAAGGGGAGAUUAGUCACCUGUCCACUCUGCCACCUGUAGAUGGGGAAAGCAAAGGGUGAGUCAGUGACAAAGGACUGUCUGCUGUCUGUAGAAAUUAAAGGACUACUCAACCAGGACUUGCAUGCAAGUAGAAGAUCGAUGCCCAGGCUGAUAGAAGAAGUCAUCUUCAAAGUAAGGAGAAUACCUGGUGGGUUCACCCACACUCCAAAGCACUGUAGUUGAUCAAGACUUCACAUCAAGGUGGUGUUCGUUCGGUGGCUGUAUGUAGUAUUGAAGUCGUCAAAAAACUACGUAUACAUCCCUGGACCAGGACAGUGCUUGAAUCUGUGCUGCCGGGAAAGCAGUCUAUGAUGUGGUUGGCAGAUCAAGCGAAAAAUGACGAUGGACAUGUCGGCAUGUUGUGACUUCACCUCACCACAAGCGUAUAUCCGCAAGAGAGACUGGCAGUGUGAGAACAGCUUUAAAAGCUGAGAUUCAAGUUGGUGUGUACAUGCAUGUGAAAGCGAUUGGUAGUUUAACAGGAAUUAACAGCACUGAUACUCGAAAUAUGAUUACAAUAGAUAGUAGUGGGACACCCUCUAAAUGAGUCAUUUUAUUGUGUUUUGUCUGUUAAAUAAAUCUUUAUUGUUGUGUGUUAA